Molecule: messenger RNA, 1254 nt
Organism: Zea mays
Lineage: Eukaryota; Viridiplantae; Streptophyta; Magnoliopsida; Poales; Poaceae
Product: peroxidase 5
Exons: 2
Coding region: 1-969 (322 amino acids)
Biological process (GO): response to oxidative stress
Molecular function (GO): heme binding; peroxidase activity
Source: RefSeq, a predicted model, not a curated record
AUGCCACGCAGCGCCGACGUGACGCUGCUGUUCUUGGUAGCCGUCCACGCGCUUCUCGUCACUCAUGCCGCUCUGCAGGAAGGUUUCUACACGAGCAACACCGACUGCACGGUGGACGUGGAGGCCACCGUGGCGAGCGUCGUCCAGCAGUUCAUCUCCGCGGACCGUGGCGUCGGCGCAGGCCUCAUCCGUCCGCCUCCACUUCCACGACUGCUUCGUCAAGGGUUGCGACGGUUCGGUUCUCAUCGACGCGAGCCCAGCCAACCCGGACCCGGAGAAGGCGUCGCCGUCGAACGGCGGCCUCCGCGGGCUGGAGGCGAUCCAGGAGGCCAAGCGGCAGCUCGAGAGCGCGUGCCCAGGGACCGUGUCCUGCGCCGACAUCCUCGCCUUCGCCGCCCGCGACGCGUCCGGUCCAACGUCCUGAGCUCCGGGGCGAUCGACUACGGCGUGCCCUCCGGCCGCCGUGACGGGCUCACCUCAGCCGCGUCCGACGACAGCCGGAGCCUGCCCCCGCCGUUCGCCAGGCUCGACCGCCUCACGGAGCUCUUCGCCGCCAAGGGGUUCACGCAGGACGAGCUGGUCACGCUCUCCGGCGCGCACUCCGUCGGCCGCGCUCACUGCGCGUCCUUCUCGCACCGGAUACACAUACACCCCACCGUAAGCGAGACCAUGGACGCGCAGUACGGCGCCGGACUGCAGCAGCGGUGUCCCACGGACGCCGGGGACGCGGUGGACCAGGACCAGGCCACGCCGGCCGACCUCGACAAUCAGUACUACAGGAACCUGCUCGCCGGGAAGGUGCUCUUCCGCUCGGACUGGGCGCUCAUCAGCGACAACACGACGAGCCAGAUGGUGCCGGACAACGCGGGGAACCAGGCGCAGUGGGCAGCCAAGUUUGUCGACGCCAUGCGCAAGAUGGGCGCCUUGGACGUCGUCACCGACUCACCGGCGACCUGCAGGGCGAAGUAAGGAGCUUCUGCAACGUCACCAACAGAGGCUAACGGAACCGCCGGAGGGGCGUCAUCACCGGCGAACCGGCAGUGUGAAAAAUUGCGUCGUCAUGAUUCAUGAACGUACAUAAGGGUAACACAAUUUAAGUACGUACGUACUGCAUUGUUUGUAAUAUGUUAGAUACACACACUCCAGUAUUCACACGGAAGUGUGUUGGUGACGUACAGUCAAGCUAUACUACAAAGAUCGACAUUAUACAUAAUUUACACUCAAAAAAUUCAAGAUAAUAUUUUUAUUGUAUCA